Molecule: messenger RNA, 645 nt
Organism: Triticum turgidum subsp. durum (durum wheat)
Lineage: Eukaryota; Viridiplantae; Streptophyta; Magnoliopsida; Poales; Poaceae
Source: the annotation of a GenBank genome assembly
AUGUUUGCUAGUGAAGCUUUAUAUUUACUAUUGUCUGACAAGGACUCUUAUUUCUCCAAUUUUCCGUGUGUAGGUGUUGGCAAGAGUUGCCUCCUUCUGCGGUUCUCUGAUGGCUCCUUCACUACGAGCUUUAUUACCACGAUCGGUAUUGACUUUAAGAUCAGAACAAUAGAGCUGGAUCAGAAACGUAUUAAGCUACAAAUAUGGGACACGGCUGGUCAAGAACGUUUCCGGACUAUUACCACUGCGUAUUACCGUGGAGCCAUGGGUAUCCUGCUUGUUUAUGAUGUCACCGAUGAGUCAUCUUUCAACAACAUAAGGAACUGGAUCCGGAACAUCGAGCAGCAUGCCUCUGACAAUGUCAACAAAAUUUUGAUUGGCAACAAGGCUGAUAUGGAUGAGAGUAAAAGGGCUGUACCUACUGCGAAGGGGCAAGCUUUGGCUGAUGAAUACGGCAUCAAGUUCUUUGAAACUAGUGCCAAGACAAACCUCAACGUGGAGCAAGUUUUCUUCUCCAUUGCCCGCGACAUUAAGCAGAGGCUUGCUGAGACCGAUUCCAAGCCUGAGGACAAGACCAUCAAGAUUAACAAGGCAGAAGGCGGCGACGCCCCGGCAGCUUCGGGGUCUGCCUGCUGUGGCUCUUAA